Dothidotthia symphoricarpi CBS 119687 is the source of this 1303-nucleotide messenger RNA. RefSeq names its product GTP binding protein-like protein. Gene Ontology annotation, cellular component: cytoplasm. Bases 56 to 1171 code for a protein of 371 amino acids. Gene Ontology annotation, biological process: cytoplasmic translation. Gene Ontology annotation, molecular function: GTPase activity; GTP binding. The transcript has 6 exons. The record is from RefSeq and is a predicted model, not a curated record. NCBI's taxonomy places the organism in Eukaryota, Fungi, Ascomycota, Dothideomycetes, Pleosporales, Dothidotthiaceae.
CAACCACCGCCCUGCAAAUCGCAUUCAACACAGCCAAGCGGCACAAUAGUUCAACAUGGCGACCACAGUAGACAAGAUCAAAGAUAUUGAGGCCGAAAUGGCCAAAACCCAGAAAAACAAGGCGACUUCUUUCCAUCUUGGGCAGUUGAAGGCAAAACUUGCUAAGCUCAAAAGGGAGCUACUCGAGCCCAGCUCAAGUGGAGGUGGUGGAGGUGUCGGUUUCGAUGUCGCCAGAACCGGUGUUGCCAGUGUUGGCUUUAUCGGAUUCCCCUCUGUGGGCAAGAGCACACUUAUGAGCAAGUUGACCGGACAACACUCAGAAGCUGCUGCAUACGAGUUCACAACGCUUACGACUGUUCCCGGCCAAGUUCAGUACAAUGGUGCCAAAAUUCAGAUUCUCGAUCUCCCCGGUAUUAUCCAAGGUGCUAAAGAUGGCAAGGGUCGAGGGCGACAGGUCAUUGCAGUAGCAAAGACGUGUCAUUUGAUCUUCAUCGUUUUGGACGUGAACAAGCCUCUCACUGAUAAGAGCGUCAUUGAAAACGAAUUGGAAGGCUUCGGUAUUCGCAUCAACAAGAGCCCACCCAACAUCGUACUCAAGAAGAAGGAGAAAGGCGGGAUCAACAUCACCGCAACGGUCCCGCUCACCAACAUCAGCCAUGAAGAAAUUAAGGCUGUCUUGCAUGAAUAUCGAUUGGCAAACGCUGACGUCGCUAUUCGAUGCGAUGCGACCGUCGACGAUCUGAUUGAUAUUAUCGAAGCUAAGGGUCGAAGCUAUAUCCCAGUCAUCUAUGCGCUGAAUAAAAUCGACGCCAUUACAAUUGAAGAGCUCGACCUGUUAUAUCGCAUCCCGAACGCGUGCCCUAUCAGUUCCGAGCAUGGCUGGAAUAUCGAUGAGCUACUGGAACAGAUGUGGGAGAAGCUGAAUCUUGUUCGGGUGUAUACAAAGCCCAAAGGAAGAAUGCCGGACUACACUGCGCCAGUCGUUUUGCGAUCUACGGCGUGUACCAUUGAAGACUUCUGUAACUCGAUUCAUAAGACAAUUGUUGACACUUUCAAGCACGCCAUCGUUUACGGCAAGUCAUGCAAGCACCAGCCUCAGCGCGUGGGACUUUCUCAUGAGCUCGCAGACGAAGACAUCGGUAAGUACAAGCUCCAGAACUCAACUCCUUAGUCAGUGACAUAAGCUCACUUUGUAACCAGUCACCAUCGUGAGGCGGUAAAUAGAGACCCGUUAUAUCAGAUCACGCGGCAGUCGCAUCAUCCGCCAUUUGCGACAGAGGGCGAAAGAAGGUUUCGUUGGUGC